GAUCCGCCGCCCUCCCGCCAUGCCCUCCGCCAGCAAGUCGUGGCUGCUGCUGUGCGGCUUCGUGCUCUUCUACAUCAUCUACCUGCUGUUCGGCGCGCUGGUUUUCUCCAGCAUCGAGCGGCCGGCGGAGGACGAGCUGCGCCUGGACACGCAGCGGCUGAAGGAAGCCUUCCUGAACCAGAGCUGCGUCAGCGCCGCCACCCUGGAGCUGUUCCUCAGCAGAGUCCUGGCCGCCAACAAGCACGGCGUGUCCGUCCUCAAGAACUCCUCCGCCAGGUCCAACUGGGACCUGGCCUCCUCCAUGUUCUUCGCCAACACGCUGGUCACCACCGUGGGUUACGGCCACCCCGCGCCCCUCUCUGACGCCGGGAAAGCGUUCUCCAUCGUCUACGCGCUGAUAGGCGUUCCCUUCACCAUGCUGGUGCUGACCGCCUGCGUCCAGAGGAUCAUGCAGCCUCUGGUCCUGGCGCCGGUCGGCCUCCUGCGGCGCGCCGGCCUCGAGCCGCGGCCGGCCACCGUCGUCCACUUCCUGCUGCUCCUGCUGGCGGUGGUGCUGUGCUGCUUCCUGGCGCCGGCCGCCGCCUUCAGCGCGCUGGAGGCGUCCUGGACGUUCCUGGACAGCGUCUACUUCUGCUUCAUAUCGCUGUGCACCAUCGGGCUGGGGGACUUUGUCCCGGCGGCGCGGCCCGGCCAGCCGUACAGAGCGCUGUACCAGGUGGCCGUCAUGGUCUACCUGUUCAUUGGUCUGAUGAUGAUGUACCUCCUACUGCGGACCUUCCACAAGAUGGCCGACGUCCACGGCCUGACCACGUUCUUCCAGCUGCCGCGCUGCGAGGCGUCUCUGCUGGACGGCGACACGGAGCCGAUCAUCAGCAACGACCCGACUCUGCCUCGCCCGAAACACAAGGCCGCCACCAAACCUCUGGAUCCGGGAUCCCAACCGUCGUACAACUCCAUCAACAAAGGCUGAGGCGGCGGCGGGGGGAAAGGAUUUACCUCUGGAGAACUGCUGGGCUGAAUCUGAACUCUUGUUUUAAUUUCCUUCCAGAGGAAUUGACAUGAGCUUUAUGGUUCAGCCUGUUGGUGGAUUUGAAGUGUUAAAGCCAAAGUUGGAACAGAAACACUUGGUAAAAAGCACAGGAAGCUGUUUAUACGUCUUCAACACUGGUGUUGAUGUUUACAGUCUAAAUGGGCACAAGACUUGGGUCGGUCUGCAGCUUUUUAACUAACUCUGUUUGGUCCAUUUGUUCACGUUUUUGUCAAGUUUGGAUUUCUAAUACAGAACUAACGAGUAACGUUUUUAUUUUAGCAUCACGUACAUCCGGAUCCCUGGAACCGACGGCCGUCCGUUUGACCUUUGGACUAAAUGAAUGCCGGAUUGCUCAUCAUGUGACUGGAGCGUCAGAUCUUCAGUGCAACCAACAUGCUAUGAUGGUUGCUCUGUAGAUGGGGGUGGAAGGGAAUUUCUGCCAAAACCAAAUAUUACAUUUUGAGAUUAAUCUCCAAAUUUCUUUUAGAAAACUUGAACAUUUGAGUUUGAAGUCGAGCGUUCGUGAGAAAGAACUCAUUUUGGAAAUUUGAGCUGCUGAAGAUGAAAUUUUUCUGAGACCUCAAAAUUUGAGUUAUUCUAACAAAUUAUCAGUUUCAGCUCAGAAAUAUUUAAAUUCGACUUUUCAGAUUUAAAUGUCCGUUUUUUUUUCCAGAAAAUUUGAUAUCAAUCUCAAAAUUUGGGUUAUUUUUGCCAGAAAUUAAUUUUUUUUUUUUUUUUUACAAUGGUCCCAGUACAUGGUGGUAGAAAACAGAAGGGGGCGCUGUUACUGUUUGCGUCUUGUUGUAAUUCAUGUUCGUGGGAUUCAUUCAAAACUGUUGCAAAAGGUUUCAACACAGGGAAUGAAGAGGCUGAAGUCAUCCAUGGCUGGUUCGGUAUAAUUCAGUUUAAAUACUUGAAAUGCACUUUAAUAAGUGAAAUCAAUGCAGAUGUUGUGGUGCUGAAAUAAUGACUGUUUUGUAAUAAUUUAGCUUGUGCCUUAGUCAUAUUUAAAUAAAUGUGUUUUUCCUUAA
This is a messenger RNA of Poeciliopsis prolifica (blackstripe livebearer), 2061 nucleotides long. RefSeq names its product potassium channel, subfamily K, member 6 (gene kcnk6). The coding region runs from base 20 to 970 and encodes 316 amino acids. The record is from RefSeq and is a predicted model, not a curated record. The transcript has 3 exons. Gene Ontology annotation, biological process: potassium ion transmembrane transport; stabilization of membrane potential. Lineage: Eukaryota; Metazoa; Chordata; Actinopteri; Cyprinodontiformes; Poeciliidae. Gene Ontology annotation, cellular component: membrane. Gene Ontology annotation, molecular function: potassium ion leak channel activity.